AUGGGAUCGUCACCGGCAGACCCUCCCUCGCCGGUGGGCAGCACGUCCACCCCAAGCACCCUUCACGACGGUGGCUUCCACGCCCUGCUCAACUUCCGCGACGUUGGCGACACUGUCAAUGGCUACUUGUCCCGCCGCCUCAUACGCGAGGGCCUGCUGUUCCGCGCUGCGCGCCCCGACGAGGCCACACUCGCCGACCGCGACCGCCUGCGCUCGCACUACGCCAUCCGCACCGUCAUGGACCUGCGCACAAAGACAGAGCACGUCGAGGCCGCCAGGAAGCGCCGCCGUGACUCUGCCGUCCCCGCCCUGCUGCAGACCAACGAUGCCCUGGCCGGCCCCGUCAAGAUCGACGGCAUCCACUACCGCGAGGUCAAGAUCACCGGCGGCGGCUUCGAGAAGUACAUGCUGGCCCAGCUGAGCUGGCCCAGCUUCCUCAGGCUCAUCUGCCUCUACCUCGUCGGCCUCCGCAUGCAGGCCAUCGCCGUCCUGGGCCGCGAGGUCAUGCAGCCCCGCGGCCUGCUCGGCCUCGGCUGUGACACCCUGGACGCCUCCGGCCCCGAGGUCGCCGCCGGCCUGGCCUCCCUUCUCGAGCCCCAGGGCCUGCCCAUCCUCAUCCACUGCACCCAGGGAAAGGACCGCACAGGCAUCAUGGUCGUCCUCGUCCUGCUCAUCUGCGCCGUCCCCGUCGAGGCCAUCCAGUAUGACUACCACCUCUCGGACGAGAAGCUGCUGUCCGAGGAGCAGGCCCGCCUGGUCGAGAUCAGGGAGAUGGGCCUGGGCGAUGAUUUUGCCAAGACCGCGCCGGGCUUCGUGCGAGGCAUCGUCGACCACCUCGACUCCAAACAUGGUGGCCUGGACAAGUACUUGGACAGCAUCGGCCUUGGGGACGAUAAGAGGGCCUCGUUGCGGGAAAAACUUGCCUAUUAG
Molecule: messenger RNA, 930 nt
Organism: Diaporthe citri
Lineage: Eukaryota; Fungi; Ascomycota; Sordariomycetes; Diaporthales; Diaporthaceae
Exons: 1
Coding region: 1-930 (309 amino acids)
Biological process (GO): dephosphorylation
Molecular function (GO): phosphoprotein phosphatase activity
Source: RefSeq, a predicted model, not a curated record